AUCUAGAGAGAAUUUCCUCCCAAAUAUUCUUUCAUAAUUCUUUCAUGGUAUCGGAGCCAAAACCCUAGAAAUUUUCUACGACUACUGUUCACGAUCGCCCGACAUGGCGUCCAUCGAUCGUUGCUCAGUUUUAGUCGGUUGUUGCUGUUGCCGGAUAACGGAACGGUCGACCGUUGCUCUAGAACGGUCGAGCACGUCGACCGUCCCGUCGGCAGAUUGUUUGAUUGAUGCUGUUGUUGCUUCGUCCGCCAACGCCGUACGCCACUCUGCUACCGCCAUGGCCGAUGAAGAACCAAGAAAGAUGUUUUUCUCGCUAUCAUCGUGUGUUUCUAGCUUGAAGCUUUCAGAAAUUGGUAUGGGUGAGCAGGAAGGAGGACUUUAUUACUUUAAGGAGCCUGAAAAGAAGAUGGUGUGCAGUGCGAAAAAGGAGAGUAAGUUUGAUCUUUGGCACAAACGACUUGGACAUCCUUCCUCUCAUGUUUUGUCUCUUGUUCUUGAAGUUGGAACAAGUGCUUCUCUUGAUACAGGAACCACAAAUGAGGUUAGCUCUUAUGAUGAAGAUGAAGAACUGCGGACGGAAGAACAAAUGGACCGUUCCAGGAGGGACAGUCGACCGGAGGAAAGCAGCAGAGCUGACCGGCUACAGACGGUCGACCUGAUCGACCGUUCCGAUGCCCACGGUCGACCGUCAGAGAGGCAGAAUGACGGAUCCCUAGGAGAUGACCGAACGGUCGAUCUGAUGGACCGUCCUGAUAUCCACGGUCGACCGUUCGAGAGGCAGAAUGACGGUUCUUUGGGAGAUGAUCAAACGGUCGACCGUGAUGAGGAAGACGGUCGACCGCGUCCGAGGCAGAAAGUUAGCGAUCUAGAACAGCUCCAAACGGUCGACCCCGUGGACCGUUCCACGGACGGCAGUCGACCGUCCCCUUCCCAGCCAGCGGUGGAGAACUUGGGACGUGGUCAGCGUGAGAAACGUCCAAAUGUACGCCUUGCUGAUUAUGUUACCCAUGUGGUUUCUCAAUCUGUGAGAGCCUAUAUAUACAUGUCUACUUUGUAAAUUGAACACAAGAAAUCCAGAGAGAAUUUCCUCCCAAUUAUUCUUUCAUAAUUCUUUCAAGAUUCAAUCAGAUCAUAUCAUAAUUUCAAAUAAUCAUAUCAUAUCAAGCGAAUGGAUCACAACCUAAUCUAGGACGUUUUUUUUUUUUUGCAUAAAGGUUGAAUCCCCAA
Molecule: messenger RNA, 1227 nt
Organism: Cuscuta campestris
Lineage: Eukaryota; Viridiplantae; Streptophyta; Magnoliopsida; Solanales; Convolvulaceae
Source: the annotation of a GenBank genome assembly